AUGCCGCCAUAUUUGAAAGUAUACGAUGGCACCACGGAACCAAAAGAUCAUCUAAUCCACUAUGUCAACGCGGUAAAAGGCAACGAUCUGUCAAAAGAACAAGUUCCCUCGGUGUUGUUGAAAAAAUUCGGCGAAACUCUGACAGGGGGAGCGCUGACAUGGUAUUCCCAACUGCCAGCGCGGUCAAUAUCGACAUUCGAAGAAAUGGCAGAUAAGUUCGUUACCGCUCACGCGAGAGCGAAAAAGGCAGAAGCCAGGGUAAAUGACAUCUUCGCCGUUAGGCAAACUACGGGCGAAGGACUUCGGGACUUCCUAGCCCGAUUCAACAGGGUAAGAAUGAGCCUACCAAACGUCUCGGAGGGAAUGGCGAUAGCAGCCUUCCAAAAUGGGUUAAAUAGAAGCAGGUCUAAAGCGACCAAGAAAUUGCUAAGCAGACUCAUGAAAUACCCUCCUACCACGUGGGAAGAGAUCCAUAAUGCCUAUUGUGCUGAAGUAAGGGCAGAUGAUGACGAUUUAAAUGGCCCGCUCCAACGACUGAUGUCGGUCCAGACUGAAAUAAAGAGAGAACGCCGCAACGAUGGUCGAAGGGAUCAACCACCUCGUUUCAAUCGAGAAAGGCACCAGCCCUACAUCCGGCCUCCUCCACGAAAUAGUGUACGCACUGGAAAAGCUCGGUACAAAGGUGUAGUGGCCGCAAAAGAUGAAGAAAGGGGACACAAAACUGAAGACUGCAUAGGUCUUCGACAAGAAGUGGUGAGAAUGCUAAACCAAGGACACUUGAAAGAAUUGCUGAGCAAUCGAGGACGUGUUAACUUCGCUCGUAGACGUGAUCAGCCUCAAGGACCACCAAAACCACCUUCACCAGCCCGUACCAUACAAAUGAUCAUUGGCGGUGGCGACGAUACAGUAAUCAACCACGUGAAAUUUACCACCACACACAAACUCAAGCGGACAGUCGCCAAUGAACGGUAUAAUGACCUCGAAGAUAAUAUCAUCUUUGAUAAGCCGGAUACCAACGGUUUGUCUUUCCCUCACUAUGAUGCUUUAGUUAUAACUCUACGUAUUGCUGAUAACGAUGACUCAGAACUCUCUUGCUGUAGUGACCUGAUAGUGAGUGAUUUGGAGGAAGACUCUAAGAGCUUGGAGUGA
Molecule: messenger RNA, 1149 nt
Organism: Nicotiana attenuata
Lineage: Eukaryota; Viridiplantae; Streptophyta; Magnoliopsida; Solanales; Solanaceae
Exons: 4
Coding region: 1-1149 (382 amino acids)
Source: RefSeq, a predicted model, not a curated record